Molecule: messenger RNA, 1308 nt
Organism: Lodderomyces orthopsilosis Co 90-125
Lineage: Eukaryota; Fungi; Ascomycota; Pichiomycetes; Serinales; Debaryomycetaceae
Gene: PMI1
Product: mannose-6-phosphate isomerase
Exons: 1
Coding region: 1-1308 (435 amino acids)
Biological process (GO): carbohydrate metabolic process; GDP-mannose biosynthetic process
Cellular component (GO): cytosol
Molecular function (GO): mannose-6-phosphate isomerase activity; zinc ion binding
Source: RefSeq, a predicted model, not a curated record
AUGUCUGACAAAUUAUUUAGACUUCAAUGUGGUUUCCAAAACUAUGACUGGGGAAAAAUCGGAUCAUCUUCAGCCGUGGCUCAGUUUGUCAAGAAAUCUGACCCUUCAAUUACCAUCGAUGAAUCCAAACCAUAUGCAGAAUUAUGGAUGGGUACUCAUCCUUCAGUCCCAUCUCAAGCUAUUGGAUUUGAUAAAACUUUACGUGACUUGAUUACUGCUCACCCAGAAGAGUUAUUAGGCGAUUCAAUUAUUAGGAAAUUUGGUUCAUCAAAAGAAUUGCCCUUUCUAUUUAAAGUCUUAAGUAUUGAAAAAGUGUUGUCAAUUCAAGCUCAUCCAGAUAAAGCUUUAGGUGCUCAAUUACAUAGCCAAGAUCCAAAGAAUUACCCCGAUGAUAACCAUAAACCAGAAAUGGCCAUUGCUGUUACAGACUUUGAAGGUUUCUGCGGAUUUAAGCCAGUUGAUCAAUUAGCUUACACGUUGGAAACUGUUCCUGAAUUGAAACAAAUCAUUGGUGAAGAAUUGAUUAAGGAAUUUGUUACUGGUAUCAAACCAACUGUUGACGUAGGUACACAAGAUGACAAGACAAACCGUUCCUUGAUUCAAAAGAUUUUCAGCAAGUUGAUGAAUACAGACGAAAGUGAAAUAAAUAAACAAGCUGCAUCUUUGAUUCAGUCUAGUCAACUGCAUCCAGAAAUCUUCACCAAAAUUGAUCCAAGAUUACCUGAAUUGAUUCAAAGGUUACACAAGCAAUUCCCCAAUGAUAUUGGAUUAUUCUGUGGAUGCCUUUUGUUGAAUCACGUUGCUUUGAACAAAGGAGAAGCCAUGUUUUUACAAGCCAAAGACCCACAUGCUUACAUCAGUGGAGAUAUUAUUGAAUGUAUGGCUGCUUCGGACAAUGUCGUACGCGCUGGAUUCACUCCUAAAUUCAAAGAUGUCAAGAACUUGGUCGAUAUGUUGACUUAUGCUAGCGAACCAGUAGAGAAGCAAAAAAUGCAACCAAAAAAAUUCCCAAGAUCUACUGGUGAUGCCAUUACUGUCAAUUUAUUUGACCCACCAAUUGAAGAGUUUUCUGUGUUACAAACCGUAUUUGAUAAAAACGGAGGUAAGCAAUCUUACAAAUCAAUCGAAGGUCCAUCCAUCAUAAUUGCCACUAAUGGAUCUGGUUUGAUCAAGAUUGUAGGUAGUCAGAAAUGCGAAAAGAUUGAUACUGGUUACGUAUUUUUCGUUGCACCAAACACUGAGAUUGAAUUAAUUGCUGAUGGUGGUGAUGAACAAUUCACCACCUACAGAGCAUUUGUCGAGGCAUAA